AUGGAAAAAUAUCUCUUCAAAUUUGAGUAUUUACCAAAUGAAUUAAUUAUGGAGAUUUUUAAAUAUUUUGAUGCUUACAACUUGUACAAUGCCUUUUACAAUCUUAAUUAUCGUUUCAAUACAUUACUAAAAACUGCUAAGUAUCUUUCACUUAAUAUUUCUUCAAAAGAACGAAUUCAACAAGUUAAUCUUCAAGUUAUAGCUCCCUACAUCUAUACACUAAUAAUUAACCGAUCGAGCAAUGUCUAUCUCACUUAUUUUAUAGAAAUACGUCGACUAAGUUUAGUGAAUCCAACUGCUGAACUCAUUGGAGAGUUUGAUAAUUCUGUUGUACCUUAUUUGGAAUAUCUAUCAAUGAGUUGCGAAUCUCUAACAUAUUACAUGCCUGGUUUCAUUAAAAAAAAUUUUUCUAAUAAUUUUCCUAACUUGCGAUCUUGUCAUUUGAUUGGCGUGGAGCCAAUAUACACAAGUGAAGGAUGGACACAAUCACCAUCAAUUCGUAUUUUAAAAGUUGGAUUUAUUGAUUUAUUUAUUUAUCAAGCAAUUCUAUUAGCAUGUCCAAAUUUAUGUUUUCUUGCUUUGGAAACAUCUUUUUCAACUAAUACAUUCCCACAUAAUCAAUCAUAUAUGAAUUUAAAAAGAUUGGAUAUCAGAUUUCCAUUUAGAAUGUGGACCAGAAAUGCGCAUGUUAUUGGUAUUUUUUUUGCAUGUUUACCCAAUCUUGAACAACUUACGGUUCAUCGAUUGGAUGAACUAUCAAUAAAUAUACAAUUUUUUCUUAACGAUGACUGGCUUGCAUCUAAAAUAGCUUCGUAUUUAUCAUUACUUCGUCAGUUUACUUUUUAUCUCCAUGUUUUUCGUAAAAAUAGACAUUUUGAAUCAAUUCCAGAUAAGAUUCUUCAUCAAUUGCAGGAAAAUUUCAAAAAUGCACACAAUAAUCGAUAUCAAUCACGACUGAUUAUCGAUUCAUUCGAUCCAUAA
This is a messenger RNA of Rotaria sp. Silwood2, 981 nucleotides long. The record is from the annotation of a GenBank genome assembly. Lineage: Eukaryota; Metazoa; Rotifera; Eurotatoria; Philodinida; Philodinidae.